This is a messenger RNA of Heterostelium album PN500, 1614 nucleotides long. Its product is annotated as putative transcriptional regulator. The coding region runs from base 1 to 1614 and encodes 537 amino acids. The transcript has a single exon. The record is from RefSeq and is a predicted model, not a curated record. Lineage: Eukaryota; Evosea; Eumycetozoa; Acytosteliales; Acytosteliaceae.
AUGAUGAAUACUCCUAUUGUUGAAAUUAUAAAGCAAGGUGCAGUGGCUGUUGAGGAGAUUAGAGUCACACCUUCAAAGAACUCUGCGAAUAAAACUAGAUUUUUACCGACUUUUCAUACCCCACCACCAGCCGGUGGUCACUUGAUGCAUCCGUUGCAUUUGGCGGCACAUCAAUACCACCAACAAGCAAUGAUAAAGCAAGUACAUGUCGUCGUAAAGAACACACCUUUCGGUAUAACCAUUAAAUCAAACGAUCCAACAAGAGUAAACUUUCACAACUAUGUUGUGAAAUCAACGUUGCUCUACGACUGCGAUCCACCAAAGCCAGUGGAUUUCAUUCACCAGGAACCGCUACAGUAUGUCGCCACUGUCAAUGAAGAGGGUGACGAAGUAGUCGUCGACAUUAAAAUGAGUAUCCUAUCGAGUCAGCACCAAGGAUCACUCUUCAUUGUAGUACUCCACAUCACCCAUUCCACCGCGCCAACUCCAUCGAACAGCGAGCCAAUCAGCACCAUCAUGGCGCAUCUCAAUAACAAUGCAUUGACCAGCACUUCACUCCACCAGAUGUGUGUAAUUUCCCAUCCAAUUCGUAUAGUUUCCAAAGUUGAUCAUGUCAAAAAAGAAGGUGUUCCAAUCCUCAAGAAAAAGACAUUCCACGAGAUUCUCACUGACAAACUAAAAAAGUUACAAAAGUCGCAGGAAGGCCAAUCGAAAUGGAUAAAGAAUCUCUAUGAACAACAUUCUAUUCAAUUCGACUAUCAACCAUAUAUCAAGAAGGAUUUAGACGACUGUAAUAACUCAAACAACUCCACGCCAAGCUUUAGUGCCAGUCACUCUAGUCAUGGCGACAUCGAUGACAACAACGAGAGUGACGACGAUUCACCAUCGACAAACUACAGAGACGACGACAACGAUGAAUUGAGCUGUCUCCAACAACAACAACAACAACAACAACAUCUUCAUCAUCACAACCAACUGGCGAAUCAACAUGUCAGCAACACCACCGCUGCAGUCAACGGCGAAAUGUAUUUCCAAAACUCAUUCAAUCGUGUCGUCGAGGUCUACAAAAUGGUUCCACUGGAAGACAAGAAAGAUGCCAUCAAGAAAAUGGUGGAACUACUGAGAAGCGAGGAUUUGGAACAGCUGGUAAAGAUAUUCAUCGAGGAGCUGCAUGGAAUGGGUAAUCUUACGGGUACCGGAAAUUCGCCACUGAAAGGAAGCAGUGGAUCGCCACAGUCCUACUCGAUGAUGGGAUUGGGUGCCAACGACUAUUUGGUGAAUAAUAUCGGCCAUUUAGCAGAUGGUCAGCAGCACCACUUACACGGCUAUCCAGACGAGGCGAUGUCCGAGUGUCACUGUCCUGACUGUCCGUCCAAGAAAGAACUGGAGCGUUUUCAAGGUCUAUUCUUGACGCCACAGCAAAUGGGUCUGGCUAUUUUCGAUCCCAGUGCUACAUCUCUAUUGAUGCCAAUCACAUCACCAACACUGACCAAUCACAAUACCACCAACACAAACACUGUAACAACAACAACAUCAUCAUCGGCAAUCACACCAACAAACAAUGUAAUAUCACAACAACAAACAACAACAACUACAUCAUCUACAUCAGAUUGA